UAUUUUCCUCUUCUCUCCCCUUUCCUUUUUCCUUCCCCAAUUCAAAGCCUCACAGACCGCUCUCACUCGAAUUACCCUAAUUCACUUCAACUUCCAUUACUCAAUUUCCCCAAUUCAAUUUUCAAAACCUCCCCGGCGGGUGCCGCCCACGAUGCUCCAAACGCCGCCGUUUAAGGGCGCCAAUGUCUUCAUGUCGCGGAAGCUGGUCCCGCCGGAGAUUUUCGACGCGCUUCACGACGCUCUCAAGCUCAACGGCGCCAAUGUCGUCCUCUGCUCCGAUCCCUCGCGCACCGGCCCCGACGACUACCACGUCAUCGCUUCCUCCGAUCACGAAAAGUUUGAGGAUCUCAGAGCCAAGGGUUGCCAACUGCUAGGUCCUCAAUGCGUGUUUUCUUGUGCGAACGAGCAUAGGUCUCUGCCUAAACAAAAUUUUACUUGUUGCCUAGCAUUGGAUGGUGUCAAUGUACUUGCCUCUGGUUUUGAGGCAGAUGAAAAGGUUAAGAUAAAGAACUUAGUAACAUCAAUGGGGGGAGUUUUACAUACUAAAACAUCUUUGGAUGUUAGCUUUGUCAUUGCGAAGAAUGUCUUGGCUGCAAAAUACAAGUGGGCUGUAAAUACAUUGAAGAAGCCAGUUCUUACUAUUAAUUGGUUAUAUCAAUGCUGCAAUGAACAUCGCAUUGUUCCUCAAGAAUCCUUUAGGGUUCUUCCUGUUUCUGGUUUGACGAUCUGUGUUACCAGAAUUCCAUCAGAUGAACGGAAGAAGAUUGAAAAUCUUAUCACAGAAAAUGGUGGACAUUAUUCUGCUGAACUUACAAGGAAGUGCACACAUUUGAUUUGUGAUGCUCCAGAAGGUGAUAAAUACAAGGUUGCACGAAUGUGGGGUCAUAUUUAUAUUGUAACUCGGAAAUGGUUUGAUCAAUCGAUUGCUAGAAGAGCUUGUCUCAGUGAAGAGUCCUUUCCAGUUCAAGGUGGUUCUCUAUCUUCAAAGAAGAUUGUAAAGGGUUGCUUUGCUUCACAAAAUAGCCAAAGCAACUGUAGUGGGAAGUUGCAAGCUGUACCACCAUCGGUGGUUGCAGAUUCAAAUUUUACAGCUGCUACUUGUGGUGGGAUUGUGGAUUCUGAUCUAGAAGCUACUGUCUCACAAACCAUGCUUCCAACAUUUUCUUGUGCCCCUUUAUCUUGUAAAGAGGGGGAUAUCAAAGUCCCUCCCUUGGAAUCAAAAUGUGAGGUGACCCUUGAAGAUUGUGUUGCUGAUGAUUCUCAGUCUGAAGACGAUGACCUGUACUUGUCAGAAUGUAAAAUAUCACUUGUUGGCUUCGAAGCUUCUGAAAUGCGUAGAUUGGUUAAUAUUAUUCGCAGAGGUGGGGGCUCCCGUUAUAUGUCAUUCAAUGACAGGUUGACACACAUAGUAGUUGGAACUCCUUCUGAAAUUGAAAAGAAGGAGGUAAGGGGAUUUGCAGCUUUAGGUGUCAUUCAUGUGGUUAGAGCCACCUGGCUUGAAGAUUGUGAUCGUGAGAAGAAAGAGAUACCAGUUCUCCAGAGGCACAGUGCCUGUGAUAUACUUCUCCCUAAAGGAGCACUGACAGGUACAAGUGGUAUGAUUCAAGGGAAAAUUUCUACUAUUCCUCAGAGGGUGCCUUCUGAUCAGUUAUGUGGUAAUAGGACUACGGCAACUGGAAUAGAUUCAUUGGAGAAAAAUAGAGAGGAGGUAUCAGAAAUAAAUAGGAAUGAUGACAGGUCUGUGAAAGAAGCAGUUGGAUCAUUCGAUAAGAAUAAACUUCCUGUCAUAAAGGAUAAAAGUAAGGUCCAGUUACAUGACAAAACAAGGGGUCAACAGAAGAUACAACAUGAAUCAGGUGUUCAAAAUGGCAAACCAUCUUCUGUAUUUAAGGGGAAAUUUUUCCGCUUUUCAAAUUCCUUUCCUGAAGACAGGAGAGGUGAAAUUAUUGAAUGGGUAAAUCAAGGGGGAGGAUUGGUAAUUGAUGCUCAUUUUAAACAGAAGGCUCACUUCACUAUUGAGUGUCAUGGUGUGAUACCCAGAUCUGUGGACACUACUCGAACUACAUAUGUAUCAAGUCACUGGAUCCGGUCAUGUUUGGAGGAUGGAUGCUUGCUGGAUGUUAGUAAUCACGUUCUCUAUACUCCUCUUCCCUGCCGGACUCCGUUGCCUGGAUUUGAAAGCUUUCGGUUUUCUGUUUCACAAUACGAAGAGAAAGAUAGACUGUUACUAAGAAAUCUGUGUUUUACACUGGGAGCUAAAUUUGUGGAGAAACUGAAUAAGAAGGUUACCCAUUUGUUAUGCAAGUUUACCAGUGGAAGUAAGUAUGAGGCUGCUUGUAAAUGGGGAAUACACCGAAUUACCUCUGACUGGUUAUAUGAGUGCGUGAAGCAGAAUAAAGUCAUUGCUCUUGACCAAUUUUAUCCUAAAGAAGCUACUGCUGAAGAUCGAGAGGCAGGGUUAUGCACUACAAGUCAGUAUCCUACACAAGAUGUUCGAAUGAUAUCUGUAGGCAAUCCAUCUCAAUGUCCAAGUCAAUCACAAGAUCGGAGCUUCUCACCACCUCAAGCCAUUGGUCGUAGAAAUGACAAUAUCAGGGAAGAAGCCAAAGCAUCAAGUUGCAAUAAAAAGGCAAGGGUUUUGGAAAAUGUUGACCAAAGCGGUCUUCUUUCUUCAGGGAUAAGUUCAAGUAUUCCUUCCUAUAUAACUGGAGACAAGAAAGUGAACACUUUUGGUGAAGUAUCCCAAGUUGUUCCUGAUGUAGCUUCUGCUAUUGAGGACUUGUUGGAGCAGACAACUAAGAUUCAUGAUCAGAAUUCACCAGAGAGUAUUUUUGCAUCGGAUUGUGAAUUGCUUGGUCAAGACCUGCCGGGUUCUCACUCCGUGGGUGGACUAUCGAGACACUGGUUAAAGAGUGCUGGGAAAAAAGAUGACAUCAACAAUUCUUCUGGAAAACAAACUGCUGGCUUGUAUGAUCAGUUUAGUGAAACACAGACCGAUUCGCAGGUUGUUGGAUAUGAGGAAGAUUUGUCAGGCCGGCAAAUGCUUAUAGACAGAGUUCGAACGCGAAGUAGUAGCAGGACUGCUUCAAGUUCCUAGUGCAGUUCCACUCUGCAGGGUUCAAGGUAUCAAAUCCAGUUCGCUGAGAACCUCACACUGGUAGCACAGCAGUUGUUUGUCUGAUCUAUGUGCUUUCCGCAAACACGCGAGAGCUACCAAUUGUGAAAGAUGAGGCUUUUGAUAGGAACUGCAUUUUUGGUAGAUGCAUUCCAGGCCUGUUGUAGAUCCUGUGUAUAAAGACUGACUGAAGCAGCACCUCAUGUAAAUAUGGUCUUCCCAUUCUGCCUGCUCAAUACUAGGAGUCAGUCACCGGGAAAAUUUUCGAAAGACUCGGAGAUAUUUCCCAGCAUACAAGGAGAUUAGUUGUUCAUAAUUUUUGUAAUUUCUUAAAAACGUUAAUUCCUAUAGUGAAUUUUCAGCUCUUUUUUUA
Molecule: messenger RNA, 3488 nt
Organism: Rosa rugosa (rugosa rose)
Lineage: Eukaryota; Viridiplantae; Streptophyta; Magnoliopsida; Rosales; Rosaceae
Exons: 17
Coding region: 152-3097 (981 amino acids)
Biological process (GO): mitotic G2 DNA damage checkpoint signaling; mitotic DNA replication checkpoint signaling; DNA replication initiation
Source: RefSeq, a predicted model, not a curated record